CCUGGCCUCCGAGAUCUGACCGCCCUGAUUGUCGCCUGCUACCACGGCUUUGUGGAUACUGUGGUGGUCUUAGCAGAGUGCCCCCACGUUGAUGUCAACUGGCAGGACAGCGAGGGGAACACGGCCCUCAUCACGGCGGCACAGGCAGGUCACGCCAUCAUCACGAACUACUUGCUGAACUACUUCCCCGGUCUGGACCUUGAAAGGAGGAACGUGUUCGGGUUCACGGCCCUGAUGAAAGCUGCCAUGCAGGGGCGGACAGAGUGCAUCCGGGCCCUGAUGCUCGCAGGGGCGGAUGUGCACGCCAGGGACCCCCGCCGCAGGAUGUCGCCCCAGGAGUGGGCGGCUUACACCGGGCGGCUGGAGGCCGUGCGCCUAAUGCAGAGGCUGCUGGAACGACCCUGCCCGGAGCAGUUUGGGGAAAAGUACAAGCCAGAGCUGCCGCUGAGCCCCGCGGGGGUUCAGAAGUCCACGGACUCCAAAAAUUGUUUGCAGAGGCUGGCUGAGUUUGUGCGGUCCGCACUGCCCUCCCGCUCGCGCCCGGGCAUGGAGGAUGGGGGCGUCCUGGACCACAUGGUCAAGAUGACCACUAGUCUCUACAGCCCCGCCGUGGCCAUCGCCUGCCAGACCGUGUGCCCCGAGAACCUCCCCUGUGUGGGGAAACGGCGGCUGGCGGUGCAAGAAAUCCUGGAAGUUUCUAGGGUCCUGGACACAGGUGCCCAGGAGAGGAGCGAGGAGAGGAGCCUCCCGUCUCCCCGGCGGCCAGUUGGCCCACGGAAGGCCAGCCUCUUUGCUCUGCCACUGCCCAAGCGGAGCAGCGUGCGGCCAGGCGUGGUCAUCCCCAGGGUGCGCAUCAGCAAGGCGCCCGCGCCCACCUUCCAGCCUGAGCGCGUGCCCGCGAAGGGCAGCACCAAGGACAGCACCCACCUGCAGCUCCCCAAGUGGCGGUACAAGGAGGCCAAGGAGGAAAAGAGGAAGGCGGAAGAGGCGGAGAGGCAGCGGGUGGCGGCGGCACAGAAGGAAAGGCGGGUGGUGCCCUGGAGGAAAAGGACGUGAGGGGAACGGCCGGGAUGCUGCACCCAGGUUGCUGCGCCCGGAGCCCGGAGCCCGGAGCCCGGAGCCCUGGCGGAGGCCUGGGAGGCUGCGCGGCUCCGCGCGGGAAAGGAUGCGCCUCCUUCCCGCGCUGCACGUCUCCCUCGGGGACCAGCAUCCUUUGGGGGUCCCAGAAAGCAGUCCAUGUUCACUGCACACGAGAGCGACUUGAGCAUAGCACAGAUCGAUUUGUUAGAACCAGUUCCCCUAGCGGUCAAUGCACCUAGUGGGCCAUUUGCCUAGACGUCUACCUUUAGAACCUCAAUUGAGAAAUUUUUAAGAUCAGUUUAUCAAAGGGCAGUUUCCAUAUAAUUUUGUAUUUUAAUCAUGAUCAAAUGUGCGGUAUUUUACAGGUGAUGGGGCUCUUUGUAUUUAAGACAAUUUUAAUGCAUUUGUCUAAAGACCCUUUGUUUAAAAUACUCUUUCUAGCAAUAAUUAUUUGGCAGAUCUCUAUGAUUUCAGACAGAAUUUGCGAAAUUCUCCCUUUUCGCAGUUUGCUUUGAUCUUGACUUCCCUUUUUCCUUAAAUGGGUACGCAUAGCCCUAUAGGCUCUUAUUAAUUCGAUUAAGUGAUGCCAAAUAUUUGUUUCUAUUUGAUGGAUGCAUUUUUACAGCAAAAUGAUCAAAUGAGACAGAGGAAUCGUAUUUCCUUUGUAUCUUAUUUUUUAAGCUCUCCUAUCCAUACAAUAAUAAUAAUGAAAAAAACCUCAUGUCAAAGUAUGGAACAGUGCCUAGAGAAGCAUGUAUUUAUUGCUAGAACUAAACUCAUUUUAAGCAAGGGAUUUUAGAUAAGCUGGAUACAAAAUCUUUAACAUAUUCAAAAACAGACCUAAGAGGAAACACUAUUUUUAAUAAUAAAAUAGGAGCAAAUCUAACACAUUAUUACUAGAAAUACAAAGUUAA
This is a messenger RNA of Pteropus alecto (black flying fox), 1994 nucleotides long. It is a transcript of the gene ANKRD33B, whose product is annotated as ankyrin repeat domain 33B. Lineage: Eukaryota; Metazoa; Chordata; Mammalia; Chiroptera; Pteropodidae. The record is from RefSeq and is a predicted model, not a curated record. The transcript is spliced from 4 exons. The annotation marks the transcript as partial. Gene Ontology annotation, molecular function: protein binding.